UGUGCCAAAUUGUCAUUGUUUGACACAAUUGCAUGUAACUGUUCACUUAACUCAGUUACAAACGGACUGGGGGAUGCGCCCUGCCCUGACUGCACGUCUGCCGAGAUGUCGUGGAUGAGUGACCAGCGCCAGUGGUCGUCAGACGACAGUCGGCCACUGUCUACACCACCGGCCAGUCCAGUCGAAUGGCAGACACCAGAUCGGCAGAUACCAGACUCCAGAAGUAAUAUACAGAGAUCACACACUGAAUUACUAAAUGGUUAUUCGACCAACUGCAGCAAUUUUAACAACAUUCAAUAUGGAAAACAAAUGUAUUCAUCGGGAAACGAGAGUGAAACAAGCAAAUCAAGAUCAAAAUUUCUCUGCUAUCAACUUGGACUGAUGAGAAAACGUCGAAUCCCAUUUACAAAACAACAAGUGGAAGUGUUUGAAAACCUUUUCAAGAAAGUCAUAUAUCCAGAUUCGGCCAUCUUGCAUGAAGUUGCACAAAAAACUGGGGUGUCCAAAGCCAGACUAAAGACAUGGUUUGCAAACAAGAGAUCUCGUUUGAAGAAAGAAAGAAGUAACAAUAAAAUGAAAAGUACAGAUUUCUCCAAAACAACACCUUGCAAUUGUCGGUGCAAAAUAAGGCUUCCUCCUUUGAAAAAACACAAAUCUUCGAUCAUUGACGAGUCAAGCUGUAAUUCUGAUGCAUCCAAUAUCUACUUGGACAUUGAUGGACAUCACCUUGCAAGAAAAAGUGGAUGGGUAAAUUCAAACUGUUCUUGUGGCAACACAAAGGUUAAUACUCAGAAUGCACCAAUUCACAUUAAUGCUGCAAUUACACAAGACAGUCCUAGUACUAGAAAUAUUUCAACAACUAAAAGUUCUAAAUGGUUUAAUUCUUCAGGUAUGUUCCCACUUUAUGCCAGUGCUGUUCCAUCACCAUUGUUGAUUCCUUCCGUGGUUGUUUCUCCUGUGACAUAUCCAAAUGUUAUAACUGAUUUAUCUUCCAGCGUGAAUCAUCCCCAGCCUCAUUUGCAAAACUAUUACCCAUCAUAUCAGUAUUUACUACCACCAAGGUUUUAUUCUGCACAAUUCAUACAACCUGUUGGUUUGUGUGAUGGGUUUGUGACACGGAAAGAUCAGACUGUGCCAAUAGAUUUAUCCACAAGUAAUAGGAAGGAUAACUAUUGUGAUCCAUCAAAAUCUGAUAAUGCCACACAGAAUGAGCAAACUGAUCUGGAAUCUAGCCAUGGGGAGCCACUGGCAAGUGAUACUGCUAGUAUUCUACCAUGUAUUAAUAACAAUAUAUCAAUGGCAAAUGCUUCAAAUAAUAAUAAUUCAGAAUCAUUGGAUCAACAGAACUGUUUUGGUGAUGCAUUCUUAGAGGUAAACCAUUCUGGUAGCUUUGGUUUCACUAGUAUGGAUGCACAACAAAACAAGAGAGUGAUUUCUUGUCAUCAAGAGACUGCACAAACAUCAGUAGAAAAUCUGAUACAAACUGUUAUUCCUGAGGAAAAUUCUUUAAAUACCAUGUCACAGAGUGUAACUAUAGUCAACAGUACAGAAAGCUCAGCAUUGGAGAUGAUAGCAAGUGAAAAUGUAUCCACUUGUACUAUGGUAAAACCUAAUACACAUUUACAGGACCAAGCAGAUCAUUUAAUAAAUACUGGUAAUUUACCGAAUUCAAACCUGUUGAAUUGUGAGACUGAAAAGACACAGACACAUGUUGAACACGAUGAUACAGAUUGCUCACAGAGGGAUGUUAACAACAAUCUGCUGCAAAAUGGUAAUCAUAACUUCACAAGUAAUGCACUUGUGGAGGGAGGAUGUGACAUUCAAAAACGGACAAAUGAGAAAUGUUCUGUAAAUGAGAAUGGUGAAGAUUCUGCAGCUGAAAUCCAUUUGGUUGACAAAGCAAAACAUCUCCGUACAAAUACCAUCUUGUGUUCACCUGAUGCUCAAAGGUGUUCGCCAUCUGCCAUACAUGAUCAAAAGAACAUCACUCCAUGUCUCGUAUAUGUUCCAGUCUUAAACACAACUUUCACACAGCCUACACUACCUGGGAAUCAAGUUAUUUUGAAUAAUAAUGUGAAUAGUUUUCUGAAUCCAAUUCACAGCAGUUCAUUUCAGUCUGGUUCUUUUUUCAAUAAUAAUGCUCAGCAUUCUAAAAACCUGGGAACAUGUCUGGCAGUUGAUCCAGUUGUGCAAAACAUCUUUCCACAAAGUAAUAUGUGUGUGUCAAAUAAUGCUUUGAGACAGGCUGUUCCUGUAUCUGCCUUGUUUCCAAACGGCACUCUGCUUCCAGGUUAUCAGUUGUUGACUCCUGCACCCAACACUGUUGUUCAACAAAGUGGAGUUGCUGAAAACUCUAUGAAUCUCAGUCAAGACGUGCCAUUUUGUCCUGAUUUGACAUCAGGGACUGAUGAUAUGUCGUUGAAACGUGUAAAUACAGUAGAACCCAAACAUGGCUGUAUGCAACAAGAUCACCAAGAACAGGCUUCUCAACUAAAACAUUGUGAACAAUCUUGUUUGCAAAAAUGUGAACAAGCAUUGCAAUUACACUAUGAACAAACUCCUUUGCAAAAUAACAAUGAAGAAGCUCCUUCACUAGAACACCAACCUUUGCAAGAGCACAUUGAACAAGCUGCCAUGCAACAAGAUGAUGAAUCUUCCUUGCACCUCGUUGAUACUAUUCAUCCACACCACGAGCUAGCUCAUUUACAGCAGGAUGAACAAAUCGCUCUCCAGCAAUUCCUUGAGCAGGUCUCUACACAAGAAUGUGAGAAAAUCAAUUCAGAUUGGCCAGGCCAUGAAGCAAAUUCCUUUGAGCAAUACAUAGAAGAAGUUUCUUUGCAUCAUAUUGAAUAGACUACUGCACAUUGCGAAGUUAAAGCACUUUCUUUAGAAGAAAAAACAACAACUUUUUAAUCUGACUUUAAUAAUUCUGUAGAGGAAUUGACUUCUGAAGGACAAACCUAUAAGUGAAACCGUGUCUAUAUAGUUGUUCAAAGUUUGAAAAACUAUAUUAGACCAGUGAAAAUAACUUUCUAGUUGAAACAACAAAUUCAAUGUAUUAAUAGGCCAUUCACAAUUACCAGUAUUUUCAUGAGAGUACAAACAGUAUGCUUAUGGAGAUAUUGAAAAAAAAAUCAGGCAGCCAGCAGUGCAAGCCAGUAAUUUUAUGUUAGUGUGACAUAUAGAUAUCCUGUUAAAACUUGCUUUGUUUAACACUAGAGGACAUUGAUUUAUUAAUCAUAAUUAUGCUAAUGGUAAUUGUCUUCAAAUAAAACCUGUUACAUUUUUCCAUUAUUACUAAGGAAUCUUUUUAUAUGUAUUUUUCCUUACAGCACAGCACAUACCAUGGCCUUUGAUAUAUCGGUCCUGGUGCAUUGGUUGGAAUGGGGAACAAACUCGGUUGGAGAAUGAGUUCCUUGACAUCCAAUAGCUGAUGAUUAAUAAAUCAAUGUGCUCUAGUGAUGUCGUUAAACAAAACAAACUUUGAUGCAAGCACCUUGGACAAACACUCUACUGACCGAGCCUGAUCCUUCCCCCUCAUUUCCUGUUGUGACUUGUAGUGUAACUAGCUUUCACUUUAUGAUUUCAGUAAUUAUUAUUAUGUAGUAGCUCAAUUCCAGAUACAUGUAUGCUAACAUUUGGGCCCAGUUGUUCAAAGCAGUUAAGUUAAUCCCUGGGUUAGUCUUAAUAUAUUUCAUCUACUUGUAUCUACUUAUUAAUAUUGCACCAAUACAAAAUAAACUUUAGAUUUGAUUAUGUACAAAUUGAUACCUUUGAUCUAAAUCAACUUUUUACAUUA
This is a messenger RNA of Gigantopelta aegis, 3799 nucleotides long. RefSeq lists its product as uncharacterized. NCBI's taxonomy places the organism in Eukaryota, Metazoa, Mollusca, Gastropoda, Neomphalida, Peltospiridae. The transcript is spliced from 3 exons. The coding region runs from base 106 to 2853 and encodes 915 amino acids. Gene Ontology annotation, molecular function: DNA-binding transcription factor activity, RNA polymerase II-specific; DNA binding. Gene Ontology annotation, biological process: regulation of DNA-templated transcription. The record is from RefSeq and is a predicted model, not a curated record.